GUGCUACCAGGCAGUUCUGAAUUUGAAACAAACAAAAGCAAUCCAGGCUCUACAUCAUUUCUCUUCUGAGCCAUCCCCGAGUCCUCUGCCACUGCCUGGCAACGUGAAGAGUCAGCAACUUCCCAGCACCCGCUCAGCAAUAACCGGGGAGCGCGCAGGCGCAUGUAGGCUACGGUGUUGUAAUCCUCGCUGGGUAAUGUAGUUCCUGCUGCCUCAACUUUCCCCAGACAUGCUCGAGCCCGCGCUCCCUCCAAUACUACCAAACCCAGAAUCCCUUGCGACCCUAACUAUUGGAAGCCCUAGUUGAAGCGGGUGGCGGCGGAGCGGACUCCCCCCAAAAAUCCAAAACAAGGAAAUGGUGCCCAGUGCGAUGGCCUCGUGCCCCGGCGCCUGACGCUUGUGCGGCCGCCGCCUGUCCCGCCGCCGCAGCAUCCUGUUUCCCCUCCCCCUCUUCUUCCUUCAAUCGCCCCUUCCAUGGGUGAGAAACAUGGACUACGAGUUCAAAUCCAAGCUGGCGGCCGAGCGCGAACGGGUGGAGGAUCUGUUCGAGUACGAGGGCUGCAAAGUCGGGAGAGGCACCUACGGACAUGUCUACAAAGCGCGGCGCAAGGACGGAAAAGAUGAAAAGGAAUAUGCAUUGAAGCAGAUUGAAGGUACAGGGAUAUCCAUGUCGGCAUGUAGAGAAAUAGCACUUUUGCGAGAACUGAAACACCCUAAUGUGAUUGCAUUACAGAAGGUUUUCCUUUCUCAUAGUGACAGAAAGGUGUGGCUGCUAUUUGAUUAUGCUGAACAUGACUUGUGGCAUAUUAUCAAGUUCCACCGUGCCUCAAAAGCAAACAAAAAACCCAUGCAGUUGCCAAGAUCUAUGGUCAAAUCACUACUUUAUCAGAUUCUUGAUGGAAUCCAUUAUCUCCAUGCAAACUGGGUGCUUCACAGAGACUUGAAACCAGCAAAUAUUCUGGUAAUGGGAGAAGGUCCUGAAAGAGGAAGAGUAAAAAUAGCUGAUAUGGGUUUCGCAAGGUUAUUCAAUUCUCCACUUAAGCCACUGGCAGAUCUGGAUCCAGUCGUGGUAACAUUUUGGUACAGAGCCCCAGAAUUGUUACUUGGUGCACGACACUAUACAAAGGCGAUUGAUAUAUGGGCCAUCGGCUGUAUAUUUGCUGAGCUAUUGACUUCAGAACCUAUCUUUCACUGUCGUCAGGAGGACAUCAAAACAAGCAAUCCUUUUCAUCAUGAUCAACUUGAUCGCAUAUUCAGUGUAAUGGGAUUCCCUGCAGAUAAAGACUGGGAAGACAUUAGGAAGAUGCCAGAAUAUCCUACACUUCAAAAAGACUUUAGGAGAACAACGUAUGCCAAUAGUAGCCUCAUAAAAUAUAUGGAAAAACACAAAGUCAAGCCUGACAGCAAAGUAUUCCUUUUACUUCAAAAACUUCUCACUAUGGAUCCGACAAAAAGAAUUACCUCAGAGCAAGCUUUGCAGGAUCCUUACUUCCAGGAGGACCCACUGCCUACAUCAGAUGUUUUUGCUGGCUGCCAGAUUCCUUACCCAAAGCGAGAAUUUCUCAAUGAGGAUGAACCCGAGGAAAAGGGGGAUAAGAAUCAACAGCAGCAGAACCAACAUCAGCAGCAAACAGCACCUCAGCAGCAGCAAACAGCACCUCAGCAGCAGCAGCAACAAAACAGUACCCAGACAAAUGGAACUGCAGGGGGUGGUGCAGGAGGUGGCGGUACUGGGGCAGGUCUCCAGCAUAGCCAGGACUCCAGCCUCAACCAGGUGCCUCCAAAUAAGAAACCACGCAUUGGGCCUUCAGGCACUAAUUCAGGCGGGCCUGUUAUGCCUUCAGAUUAUCAGCACUCCAGUUCACGCCUGAGUUACCAAAGCAACAUUCAGGGAUCUUCUCAGUCCCAGAGUACAAUGGGCUAUUCUACAUCAUCUCAGCAGAGCUCUCAGUACCAUCAGUCCCACCAGUCUCACCGGUACUGAAGAAACCUCAUAGACGGUGUUAGAAAGGAGUGAACUAACAGACAAUGGACUCCAGCAAUAUGAAGUUCAUAACCAUGAGAAGAACCAAAAAUGCAAAAUGUGAUGCAGAUUUUAACAUAACGAUUAUAAAAGGAAAACAUUUAUUUACUAAUUGUUUUCAGACAAGAGACAAUUCUUACCUUUUUUUUCUUUUCUUUUUUGCCAUAAAGGAGAUUCUUGUGAAGUUUCCCCUCAGCUUGCUUUCGCAUGCGUUCCAUUGUGGUUACUCGAAUGAAACCGUCUGAUCUGAACCCAGCACUUAAACUUCUUUAACCUAUGGAAUUUUUGAAGGAUUCCUGGUGCACCUUUCUUGUGUUGUAGUAAUUGCCAUAAAUCUUACCUUUUCCAAAUCCCUUUACCAGGAUUUUAAAAGUUUUGAAAUCUUGAAUUCCCAGACUUUUCAAGCUUGUAUAUAGUUAAUUUUUUACUAGGCAAACCCGUUUAGCUAUACAGGUAUAAUGCACCUUUUAAAAGCACUAUGUUAUUUUCACAGGAUAUUACUGUUUUGCUCAUGGAUGUCAAGAACAGCAGAUUUUACUGUUCCAGAGUAUUUUAUUAUUCUCUUUUUAUUAGUCUAGUUUUCAAAUGAGGUCUUUAACAAAAAAGAAGAAGAAAAGAAAAGAAAAAUAUACAACCCAAUUCUUUGCAGCAGCUAUUACAUGUUACAUGUUUGGACUGAACACCAAACAGAAGAUUAUGAAUGUUUGUUUUAUCAUUGAGAUGAGAAUCACAUAGAUAAUUUGUCAUUAUCUUCCAAGUGAGUUGACUUAAGCUUUGCUUUAAAUUAAGGCAUGGCAGCAAAGUGGAAGGCAAAUACUUUUGUGUCUCCAGUAGAACAAGAGAAUGCUAUGGUGUCUUCUCUAGUGGUUAUCUAUGUCUUGGACCUCUGCUCUAGGAGUUCAGCAUCAACAGCAGUAAAAGUAAAUAAGGAGACUGCUACUACUUUUAGGGGUCGGGGAGGGACAGGGCAUUGUGCUCUUUACUAUAUAUGUAGUCUACUCUUUGCAGCCUUCCUUUGUUAAAUUUUGGUUCUGAAACUUGCAGCAAAAAAAGUCAAAAAGUGCUGUCGCACCUUACGAGACUAACAGUUUUGUUACGGCAUUAGCCACUGGCUACUUGCAAAACACAAUCACAAACAUUGACAAGCCGUUAUUAUUCUUAUUCUUAUUAUUCCGUCAUCAUCUAGUUGAACCAGAUCAAACAUUGAAAAAGAAUUUGUUGAACGAUGUUUUGAAGACGUUUAGCUGUCUCAUGUGUAAAAUGCAUAUUCUGUUGUUGUCCUGCCACUGUUGUGAUGAAUUUUAAUUGGUUGCACUAGGUGGGCUAUGCUGUACUGAAAUGUGUUUCCUCAAGGUCACAUACACAGUGAUUGUGCUGAAGGAAAGUUGGUGAACUGAAGAGGCACCAGCGGAGGAAAUGUCAGAACUCACGAGCAGAGCAUGUGUACUGGAGAAUCAUUACCUGUGAUCAGAGGCAAUAUAAACUUUGAGGCAGCUCCCCCCCACACACACUUUAACAGCCCCAGAAACAUGGCUGGAAUGCUUUAUUCAUGGCUGUAUAUAUCCUGCAGUUCAGCACAGAAUUCAGCAUCUUGAGAAUCUGAACUUUUCUCUCUUUUUUCCGAAGCAGAUUGCCUGGCUUUCUGAGUAUGAAGAUCGGCUUAAAAGUAUGUGAACAAUCCUUAGCAACAUUUUAGGGUAGAAUCCAACAGAAGUGUUACUUAGAGCAGAUACAUUUAAAUGAAUGGGACUUACAUUAUCCUUAGAAUGUAGGAGAAAUGCAGCUGAAUAAGAUCUCCAGGCGGGCAAAGCUUCAGUGCCCAGUAAGUUGCUUCCCUUCCCAUUGACUAGCAAAAGCAGAUUUCAUUAUCCAACAUAUAUGCUAGUAUGUUAGUUUGCAUUGUUUAUACAGCUUGUGGAAGUCAGCUUUCCUUUGUGUGGAAAUUGGGUUAUUAUGGUGCAGAAUUUUUUAAGCACACACAGCCCUAACCUUAUUGCACUAAAAUUAAGAAGUCAUAUACUUUAGGAUCUAAAAGCAGUACCCGGUAUUUUAAGAACAAUUACUUUAAGAAAGAGGUACAGGAAGGAGCUUGUUAUUUAUAUAUGCAUUUAUGGGCAUUUACACUGUAUGCCUCAUUGUGUUCUGUAUUGAAUUGAUACCAGUCUUGCAGACAAAUGUCACGAAGUGUUUUGCACUAAGACUAUAAUAAAAACUAACAAGGUGGUAGUCAGUUUGCUUGGAGGGCAAACUUUAUUUAAUCCUAAGAGUAAUAAAAGUAGCCUAUCCCAGGAUUGUGUUUGUUCCAAGUCAACUUUGAAAGAGCAACUGAGAGCAAUCCUACGGCUCCUAGACAGUGUCUAGAGGACAUAGGAUAAUUCAGAUUCCUGGAUCUGAGGAGAGACCCAGGAGUUCAAGCUCCCCAUCCCCUCUCCGUCAGUGCAGAGAGAACCGUGUCUGCUGGCUCUCCAAAUGUGCAAAAGCAAGCUUGGAGAGGAGAGAAAGGGAGCGGUUCUGUGAGCAGGGAGGGGAGGGGAUUGGGGAAGUGGGGAUGUGGGCUAUCUCCAGCUUCCUUCCCUCCCCUUCCGCAAAGCCCUAGCUAAAACAGGCAAAAACGCCUGUCUAACAAAAAUGCACAGCGGGGAAAGCAUAGAGGUGAAGAUCGCCUCCACACUCCCCCUGCUCUGCACAAGAUGUUAGCCUCUGAAUUCGGAGGCUGGCGGGCAUCUGGAUAGGAUUGUGCCCUAAAGUGUAGGUUUCAUCGUACCAUUACUUACAGGCAUUGUUCCAUUUGCUGUUCAUGCCAAGUGGCUUUCUGGAGAGAGCCAGACAUUAAUUCAUCAUAGAACAGGUGGAGAAAAGAAAAGACAAAAAAUGGUAUUCCCUCCAGCUUUACACUUUGUAAUACUUCAUUUAUCGUCUGUCUGAGUUGUUGGAUAGGACAAACGUUUCUUUUGUAACUGCGUUCAAUGAAAAUGUUCUCCCACAUCUAUGUUCUCAGUUUCAUUUGUAGUCUUUUUGCAUCAGAGCUCAUAUUUAGUCAGCAACGUAGAACAUUAUUUAACUUUAUUUUGACUUGCUUAUGAACUGCUCAUUUUUCUUUUCUCACUCUGUUGCUCCAUCCUCCAUCCUACUAUUGAUUUCAAUCUAGCACCUGUGGCAAACUGUCCAAGUGUAGAUUCCUCAGUGCAUGCAGUGUAGCAACCUGUGUUGAAUGUGCUUUAUCUCCAUGAGCUUCCAGUCCCCUAGAAUGAUGGCCAUGAUUGUUGUCUGUACUGACAAAUUGAUAUUUGCAUAUUUGCUGGACAUUAAUUGCUUGCUAUACCCCAUUUCCCUGCAGUGUCUGUGCAAACAAAUGUAGCUGUGCUAAAUACUUCAUGGCCUUCCAAAUAAGCAUUGACAGGGGAAUAGAUGAAAGUAUCCGUUUACACUUUUGAAAUGUUUACUGCACUCAUUCUCUAUUUGUAUCUUGGCUUUUGAGCAUACAUAGCCUAUUAUGGGGAACUGUUUGUGUAUAAUAAGAUGAGUGUUUCAUGUAUUGCAGGGCUAAAGUGAACCAAGGUGAGCUAGAUUUAUUUCAGGGGAAAUUUCAUGAAUCAAAAUGUAAUGUAAGAUAAAUCAUAUAUUGUAUGUCAUAGAAACCCAGGACACAGACAUUGUCAUUGGUUAACUAAUUCUUACUUGUAUGUGCAGUUUUGACAUCUGUCAUUUCUCUUUUCUAUCACAUUGGCUCUUGAAGUGGACAUUGAGUAGUUAACGGUGGUUUUUGCUACUUCAGGAGGCAGUAGCAGCUCAAGCCUCAUUCUACAAUAUUUCUCUUCUGGUUUUCAAAGAAAAAGAGCAAGGAAAUGGGAUUAGCAAAGAAGUGAUGAAAUAAAUUGUAACAUAGACUGCAUAAUGAAGGAAGAACCUUGUGAAGCUGCAAGUCCUGCACUGUAUCUGUGACACUGUAUCUCGCGGGGUGGGAAGGUUAGGACAUCCUGAGGUUGGGGAGGAGGAAGCUUGAAGUAUUUGAUUAUGUAUAAUAUUUUAUAUAAACAUGAUAAGCUUAGUUCCCCUUCAUAAUCUUCAGUGAUGGUACUUAAGCAACUUUAAGCAAAGAUAACUGUGUUAAGAAAAAAUAAAUAAACGUAUUGUACAUAAGGCCAUGUGUAAUCUCUAUGUUUUGCCACACCAGAAUGAUGUGUGUUGCUUUAUGGGGGAAAAGUCCUUAAUGCACUGUUAUCUCCUAAAUAUUUAGUAGUAAAUUAAUACUAUUUAAUUUUUUUUUUAAAAAAAACUGUCUUGUGUAGACAUUAAAAAGUAUUACACAAUGUGGACUGAAGAUGUCCCUUCUUAACAGCAGUUUAAAUAAGGUUUUAUAUCUGUAAUGUAGUUUUAAAUUGUUUUAGUUUGUAUUUCCUCAUGUAAACUAUUUGUUGAAGUGUGCCUCCCUUCAUUUUCUUUUUAUAUAUAAUUUCACACAUUCAUCUUCUAUUCAUGUUGUCUUUUUAUUAUAUAGUUCUCUGUCCUGUCUUAUGCUCACCAAUAAUGGCCCAUGUGUAGCAAUGUAGUCUCUGGUGGCUGCUGAAGUUUGCGAUUAUUAUUAUUUUAAAAAAGGAAAGAAAGCUCAAAAUCUAGAUUUGUGCUCUCCCGUUUGGAUUUCAUGGGAUUCUGGGAUAAUGACAUUUAAGUUGACUAUGUAUGUGGGUCUGUGACUUCCCAUUUAAGUGCAUCUCCAGCCCAUUGAAGACACACCCAAGCCUCUUCCUGCCCCUAACCUUAAUCUUUGGAGGUCAGCGUCAUUCUUCCAUACUUGCUGUCACUAAUCAUUGCUCUUGGCUAUCUUGGCUAUCUUGCUGAAAUCUAGCAACCGCCCAAUAUCCUUCUCAAUUACAAAAUAGCUUAAGUAGUGCACAUGUAAGGUGGGCAGAGAUAUCUUUAAUGGAGGUUCAGUUCUUGCUACCAUCCAGCUUGCCUCUUCUCCUGGCCUGUAGGGGAGAAGCAGCUUUGCUGAAUAGCUGGUUAAAAAUGCCCGCCUCCUGUGUUGGGCAGUUGCAAUAAGCUGAACUUGACAGGCUUUGCCCUCAUAAAGCAUUUACUUCUUUUUAAUAUGUCCUUACGUUGCUUUUGAAAGACUGUUAAAAAUUAUGCUUUCAUUCAUUGCAUCUAUUUUUUAUUUUUGUUGUAAUUAAAUUGAAUUGUUUCAGUGUGAAUUUUUUUAAUAAAAAUGAUAUACGUUUGUAAUAAGAAUAAAAAGUUGAAGUCAA
Molecule: messenger RNA, 7269 nt
Organism: Elgaria multicarinata webbii
Lineage: Eukaryota; Metazoa; Chordata; Lepidosauria; Squamata; Anguidae
Gene: CDK19
Product: cyclin dependent kinase 19
Exons: 13
Coding region: 488-1984 (498 amino acids)
Biological process (GO): protein phosphorylation
Cellular component (GO): nucleus; cytosol
Molecular function (GO): ATP binding; protein serine/threonine kinase activity
Source: RefSeq, a predicted model, not a curated record